AUCGAUUGGAUUUGGCAGCUCUCCCACCCGACUUGCAAUUCCAUCAACCUCUCCCUCAGCUCAAGUGCAGAUCUGUAAUUGCAUCCGUGCUCUUGAAUCUUGAGAAUCGUUCACAAAUACGGAUACCAAUUAGAAUUCAGCAAUAUGUCACAACAACCACUUUCCUCGUCGGUGCAGCCGACCGACAUCUAUGGCGGAGAUGAGGUUUCGGCACUUGUUCUCGAUCCCGGGUACUGCAGCACGCGCGCCGGCUUCGCAGGCGAGGAUCACCCAAAGCUGGUCAUCCCUACGCCCUAUCACCAUAUCAACGGGCGAGAUCUAUUCGGCGACCCCAUCGUCACACCGCGUGCUGGGUUUGAAGUUCGCCACUAUAUGAACCGCGACAGCGUGGUCGAGGACUGGGACGCCGCCACUCGCGCAUGGGAGUACCUGCUAGUGCAGCGCCUGCAACCGCCGCGACCGACCCCUCCGAGCAAAAACCGCCUGAACGUGGGCGACGACGGUGAUGUAGAGAUGGGAGAGGACGGCGCUGCAGCGGACGCUACCGAUGCGCUCGAGAAACCGCUCGCAGAGAACCCGCUUCUCAUGGCCGAGGCACCGUGGAACCCGCCCAAGGCCCGCGAGAAGGCGAUCGAGGUGUGCAUGGAGACUUGGGGCUGCCCCGCCUUCUGGCUCGGCCGGACCCCCGUCCUGUCUUCUUUUGCCGCCGGCAAGCCGACGGCCCUCGUGGUCGACGUUGGCGGCGCCAACAUCAGCGUGGCAGCCGUUCACGACGGGAUACUCCUUAAGAGGUCCGUCCAACGGUCGCCGGCCGCCGGUGUCUGGCUGAGCAGCCAGAUACGCUCCAUGUGGAAGACCAACGAGCCGAAAGUCGACGUCGUGCCUUUCUUCAUGGUCGAGAGCAAGAAGCCCGUCGAGGCCGGCGCCCCCCCAGAUGCAAGGCUGCGCACCUUCGACUUCCCGAUUUCCGACUCGUUCCGUGCCUUCGAGGAGGAGCGCGUCGUCAAGGAGUUCAAGGAGUCGGUUGUGGAAGUAUGGCGUGGACCGGGACGCUUCAUGGCUCCGGGCAACGAGGACUAUGCCAAGUCCCAGCCGGGCCGCGUCUUUGAGAUGCCGGACGGCGCCAACCAGAUGUGGCGCGAGCAGCGCUACCGCGUGGCCGAGGGCAUGUGGGAUGAAGCGGCGGCGUAUCCCGCGGCUUCCGCCGACGAGCCAAACCCGUCCAAAGCGCAGACCAUUCCCGCCCUGAUCAAGGCUGCUCUAGACGGAGUCGACGUUGACCUACGGCCUAACCUGUUGAGCAACGUCGUAGUCACGGGGAGCACGAGCUUGCUGAACGGGUUCAACGACCGGCUCAACCAGGAGCUCACAGCCAUGUACCCCGGUGUGAGGAUUAAGAUCCACGCUGCCGGCUUCACUAGCGAGAGAAGGCAUGGUGCCUGGAUUGGAGGGAGCAUCCUGGCUAGCUUGGGAACCUUCCAUCAGAUGUGGAUUUCUAGACACGAGUACGAUGAGAACGGCCCGAGCAUCGUGGAGAAGCGCUGCAAGUAGGGAGGCGGUCUGAUCUCGAAGGAGCAACGGAAAUUCCUUGAAGAACGAGAGCUAAUGCGCCUGGAGCACGACUGGAAGGAAGAGGAGGGGACAGUGUGGACGACCUCUCACACUAAGGAAGGGGUCGAUUGUCAUGGUUAAAGGACUAAAGAGGCGUACGGACGGUCAAAACUU
Messenger RNA from Chaetomium strumarium, 1725 nucleotides. RefSeq names its product ARP4-like protein. Bases 145 to 1551 code for a protein of 468 amino acids. Gene Ontology annotation, molecular function: chromatin binding. Gene Ontology annotation, cellular component: SWI/SNF complex; NuA4 histone acetyltransferase complex. The record is from RefSeq and is a predicted model, not a curated record. The transcript is spliced from 2 exons. Gene Ontology annotation, biological process: chromatin remodeling; regulation of transcription by RNA polymerase II. NCBI's taxonomy places the organism in Eukaryota, Fungi, Ascomycota, Sordariomycetes, Sordariales, Chaetomiaceae.